AUGUGCUUCAAGGCCUGUGCUGAAGGUUCCCUACGACAUGUUGUGUACAGUGCGCAGGUUGCGUACGGCACGAAGACUUGGGAGGAGACGGUGCGGGCGUUGGGCUUCCCCACAGGCGGGCGCACGCUUUGUAUCACCGAGGGCGUGGUGUCACGGGUCGACUCCAUUGAGCUGACUCCGCCGGCAGACACCACGCUAGUGAUUCAGAUCGAUGCUGCCAUCAACCCUGGCAAUAGCGGUGGCCCGGUCUUCGACAGCCGGGGCUAUGUGGCCGGUGUGGCCUUCUGCAAGGACGUGCGCAGCAGUACGGACAACAUCGGCUAUGUGAUCCCCUCAGAAGUGGUGCGCACCUUCUUGGACCGUUGUGGCAAGGAGCGCGACCUCUACACCCUGUCACCAUCGGUGCCCUACCGCUGGCACAAGCUGGAGAAUCAAUCCCUCCGUGCGGCGCACAAAGUGCCUCACGACGUCUCCGGCGUGCUGCUCACUAGCGUGGCUCCCUUCCUGGAGGGCGCCCUGAAAAUUAGCGACGUCCUCAUGAAGAUCGACGGUCGGAACAUCUCCGAUGACGGGCAGAUCGAGCUGCGGGGGCACGAGCUCAUCCAGCACAGGUACCUCUUGCGCAACAAGGGCAUCGGUGCCAAGACCACCUUCACCGUGUUCCGGGAGGGCCAGCAGGUGCAGUGCCCGCCGGUGGAGCUCAAAGAUCUGCCGCCCAUCUGCCCCAGGUGGCCGGAUGUGGAUUACCUCCCAGAGUACGUGAUCCUGGGCGCCCUCGCGCUGGUGCCUUUGGCGCAGGGGCAUCACUGGUACAAGGAGUGCCCGGUGGAGCUGAAAGCCACCAUCGACCGCUGGAACAAGCGCUGGCCCGGCGACCGCGAUGGCAGGGAGCAGCUGGUCCUCUUGGUCACCGUCUUCGCCCACGAACUGACCUUCGGCUAUCACCGGGGCUGGCGUGUGGUGGAAAGCUACAACGGAACUCCCAUCACCUCUCUACGUCAUGUGCGGGACUUGUGGCACGAAACGCGAGAGAAGGUGCAGGAGGCGGUCGGGAAAAAGCCCGAGACGCCGGCGGCGAGCCCUACGAAGUCGCCCAAGCCGGAACUUGGCAUCUUCGUUCGUCUCGGCUUGCAGAGCGACGACGACAUCGUGCUGGACGCACUCGCGGCCAUGGAGGCGGAGCCAGGGGCGCCGGCCUCAGCUGGAAAACGGCCUUAG
This is a messenger RNA of Effrenium voratum, 1218 nucleotides long. The record is from the annotation of a GenBank genome assembly. NCBI's taxonomy places the organism in Eukaryota, Dinophyceae, Suessiales, Symbiodiniaceae.